CCGUGUUUACGAAUUUGAUUCGCGAUUGCUCGUGAAAUGUUAGCAAUAUCAUUCUAAAAAUAAUCAUCGGAGCAACUUUGAACUGCCAGCUGCUUGAAAUGUUCGAAAAUGAGGUGGUUCUAUCAGAAAUUCAUAUUGAUUCCGAGAACGUCCCAGUAGCAGACGAUUCGUUGCAGCCACAUGCUUCGGAACAAGCAGUCGUCCAGUCGAGAUUUCGUUUCAAGUUUCCAGUCCGCACGAAGACUGACUCGAGGCCAAGGAAUGUCCUCGAAGUGGACGAAGACGGUGACCUUCUCGUUCAGCGGCCGGACAGCACAGAGAGCUACGUCAUCAUAGACCAUUUUCUCGCCACACCAUUGAGGUCUGUGGGGCUUCAGGUGUGGAAAGGUGCUCUGCUCCUGUCAGACUUCUUGCUUUGUGGCGGAGUUCCGGAAGGAAAGACUGUUCUGGAGCUUGGUGGCGGCACGGGUCUGUGCAGCAUCGUAGCAGCAAUAUCUGCUGAUACAGUCUACUGCACAGACAAAGGGGACGAUAUUCUGCGCCUGUGCCGAAGGAAUAUGGACCAAAAUGAUCACCUGUACAGCGGAGAUUUCGAGAAGGUACACGUGAGAGAACUCGACUGGACGAAAGACGACCCGUUCGUCGAAGGGGACGGACCUUGGUGCUGGACCUCGGCGGAUCGGUGCAACGUUAAGAAAAUAGACGUGUUCCUUGCUGCUGAUGUUGUGUACGACAACUCCCUGACUGACAGCUUCGUUGAGACGCUAGAAAGACUCGUCAGAAAUAGUGACCAAGUAGCGUACGUCGCCCUAGAAAAAAGAAUUAACUUUACUCUGGACGAUUUAGACGUAGUCAGCCCCGCACACAGCUACUUCGUUGGCCACCUCGGUAGGCUUCUGGGGAAUGGAUGGGCCGUCGAAAAAGUGUCCACGGAAUUUCCCCAGAGUUUCCGUUACACAAGAGACAAGUAUCUGGAGCUGUGGAAGCUGUCGGCACCGACCAUUUGCACUUAAUCUCGGAAAUACGAAGCUGCAGCGAAGAGCAUCAACGGAGACAGCUCUUUACACGACCCUUUCUACGUCAGAGCAACUCUCGCACUGUUGGCCACACGAAGGUGUUCUACAUCAAAAGAAAUUACGCGACGUAAGUCAUGAUUCUAAUGACAGUUGAAGGCGGCCAAACAAACGAGGUUGAUCAGUACACUGGCCUGGCAGAUUUGAGGGAGCAGUGCUGGAAUGCGUAGCCAGUGCGGUAGCCACGGAGAGGGGCGAUCGCCCCCUCGCCACGCGCUUCGAGAGAGAAACGAGAAACCCCCUCCCCGAAGGCAAGGGUCUGGAUCUGCCCCCUGUGUGCAGCAUGUUCUAACGCACCAUCCAUAACGUUGCUGUAUAGUCUUGCGAACAUUGUUCUAUAGGAACGGAGGUUUUACUAUGUGGUAUUUACAGCGUUAUGCCCAAGUAAGAAUUGCAUUGCUGCCAUACGUGUUCAUUGCUUGGGGUGACCGCGGAUAAGACAGACAGUGUCCGCGCAUGUGAGAUCCGCGCCGAUAACUCCGGUUACAGCGAAACUUCGGUUAUAACGAUGGCAGCCGCAUCGCGCGGAAAGCGAUCGCCAGAGGCCUGGCUGCAUGUGAAUGCAUAGAGACCUUCUGAGUUUUUUAUUCUUCAUCAGCAGUCAUUGUAUUUGUAGGAAGAAAUUGAGUCUGAGUCGUCAGAGACAAAAAUUCUAGGAAAAUGUUGAUGUGCGCGCUCCGCGGAGGCGUGCCGUUGUUGGAUUUCGGAACGUUAUAUUUCUAUCCGCAAACUAGGAUGUCGCAGAGAUCUCUUCGCCUGUGUAGACCUCCACCCGUGAUAACAGCAUUGUGCCAUGGUCGUGAUCACCAGUUACCCGUGGUGUAAUCAGUUACGUUAGAGGACUAUAGCUACCAACGUCCCUGACCUCGUCGAUAACUUUGGGCCACCACUCACACGUCGUCCUUCGGUCAUUGACUCUUAACCCUUCUCUACUUCCAAGGCGUGGUUCCGCAUCUGCAACGGCGGGGAACGCUUUAUUGUUGCAGCGUUCCAAUAAAUGAAAAUAUUGUUUACCUUACGA
This is a messenger RNA of Ornithodoros turicata, 2094 nucleotides long. RefSeq names its product methyltransferase-like protein 22. Gene Ontology annotation, molecular function: protein methyltransferase activity. Gene Ontology annotation, cellular component: nucleus. Bases 99 to 1013 code for a protein of 304 amino acids. The transcript is spliced from 9 exons. The record is from RefSeq and is a predicted model, not a curated record. Gene Ontology annotation, biological process: protein methylation. Lineage: Eukaryota; Metazoa; Arthropoda; Arachnida; Ixodida; Argasidae.